UCAAUGAUCUGUUUAUUAAUUAAUUGUUCUAAAAUACAGGCUUCCCUGCUACGACACUAUCUAUCUAUCUUUGUCGAUCCAUCCGCUCGUAUUCUCCUCCGAUACAAUCCCUAAUUGACUCCGGGUUAGACAUGGCUAAAGGUAUUAGAGGAAGACGCAGAAUUGCUUCAAGACAAUUUAGGGCAACUCCAUACCCACUAUCUAAGCGGGAUGUGUCAGAUUCCCUGACUGAGAAGAAAUGCACCCAUGGGACUGAGCACAUGAAAGAUUGGGAAGAUGCAACCUGUUCUGUGUGCAUGGAGUAUCCGCAUAAUGCAGUUCUUCUGCUAUGUUCAUCUCAUGACAAGGGCUGUCGGGCCUACAUGUGUGGGACCAGCUGUCGUUAUUCUAACUGUCUAGACCAGUACAAGAAAGCCUACACAAAAGUAAACUCACGUGAUCUGAACCAACCUUUGCAUGGCGCAACUGAGGAUACUACUUCUUUUGUUAGCCAACCAGUUUCUAGUGGGCCCGUUGCGAACCAAGGAGAAAUCACUGAGCUCGUGUGUCCUCUUUGCAGAGGCCAAGUGAAAGGUUGGACUAUUGUGGAGGCUGCACGGAAAUAUCUCAACAGUAAGAAGAGAACUUGCAUGGAAGAGAAGUGCUUGUAUGUUGGAACUUACAAGGAAUUGAAGAAACACGUGAAAUCAGAGCACCCUUCUGCUAGGCCACGUGAAGUAGACCCUGCUCAUGAACAGAAGUGGAGGCGGUUUGAGCGGGAGAGAGAAAGGGAAGAUGUGAUCAGUACGGUUACUUCGUUAGUGCCCGGAUCUGUGGUUUUUGGUGAUUAUGUUAUUGAAAGGACUCCCCAUGGGUUUGAUACAAGUGAUGAUGAAGAAGAGGAGGGUUUCCCAGGACUUGGCAGGAAUAUGGAAGACUUUGAUGUCAAUUUGGUUAAUGUUUUUCUCCUAUUUCAAACAUUAGGUCGCACAGGAGGAAAUGUUGGUUCCUUUGACGGGUUAAGGAGGCAAGGUGAAGAGGUCCAAGAGGAUGGUGAUACUGAUGACCUAGGCCAUGACCAUGGCACGUCAUUGAUGAAUAGGUUGCGUAGACAGGGUAGAACUGUAUUGAGUAGGUCAGGAAGGAGGCGGCGGCGUAGAGAAGCAAGUGUGGAGCAUUUAUAAAUAUUCAAGCUUGAAAUUGCAAUUAAUAAAGGGAUCAGCAAUAUACAAGGUAUAGCAGACUUGUUUACUUGCCUUUAGUUUAAAGGCAUGUACUUUCUCCUGAUUCCGUACUCCCUUGAGCACCCAAGUAUCUCUUGAGAUUAUGCAUUCUGGAAAUACUUUCAGUUUGAACCCCUCCUGUGUAAAGAUGUAUUAAUAUUGAUCUCGUAGUUUAGAAUUUGUACCUGAUGAGCUACAGUGAAUUACGUCUGCCUUGCCCCUGUUUGGGUUAAGUAUACAGCCAUACAGGCUCAGCUGACAGAAUAGAAUGACCGCUGAAGUUGGGAUGUCCUUAUAUGUGCUUGUUUCUCUGGCCUCAAGUCCAGUUCUUAGGUUGGAAAAGAAAUGACAAACAUAUAGAUUGAUGUUCA
This is a messenger RNA of Daucus carota subsp. sativus, 1573 nucleotides long. RefSeq lists its product as uncharacterized. The transcript is spliced from 2 exons. The record is from RefSeq and is a predicted model, not a curated record. Bases 132 to 1163 code for a protein of 343 amino acids. Lineage: Eukaryota; Viridiplantae; Streptophyta; Magnoliopsida; Apiales; Apiaceae.